AUGGUGGACAAAGAUAAAGUAUGGUAUUUACCUCCACCAACAGAUGAAAUCGAAGGAGAUUUUGGACCAUAUUCAGUUAAAGAACUUCGAGCAGCAAGAGCUGACCUUAUUAAAUUUGUCCAUGAAAAUAAUGGAGCUAUAUUUCAACGAGUGAAAUCUAAAUGUGGUAUUUUACCUGAUGGUAGAAGAAAAGUAUCAGGUUGUGAUAUAGCUUGUGUUCCAGUUGAUUUAGAAGGUGCUGUAUCUUCUGAUGAUAUGAAUGGAGAUGCCAAGCGGGGGGAAAAAAAACCUUGUGAAGAUGAAGGUCCAUCCAAGAAUUCCAAAAAACAAGCUGUGGACAAAAAGUUGAUUGCCUAUUCUUGUGAUUUUUGUCAUUUUACCACUGAAAAAUUUAAUGAUGUGGAGGCUCAUUUAAAAGAAGAAACUCAUUUUUCAGCCAGCAUGUGUCAUUCAGUGAAGGAAAAUGGUUCUCUAUGUCCUAAAACUCUACUGAAGCCAUUAGUUGUGACGAAUAGAGCAGCUAGAUAUAGAAAUAUUAUUCCAAUAUGUCCUGUAUGUAAUUCGGUUUUUGAAAAUAUAAAUAUUUGUAAUCUACAUUAUCAAACACAUCAUGAAAAUUUCUCUGAUAUUUAUGGCUUGAGUAAAGUAUUAGAGACAUCAUGGCCUAAGAUAUCUAAUAUUAAUAAAUGUUUAAAAUGUGAUAAAAAUUUCAAUAAAACUAAAAGUUUACAUGAUCAUUGGAGAAGUGCUGAUCAUUUACCUAUAAGAAAAGCAAAUUCAGAUGAAAUUAGAAUUAUGUUUUGUCCUCAUUGUGAUAUGUUAUUUUAUGAAUUUUUCAGCUGUAAAGAACAUAUACGACAUGUCCAUACUAGUGAAAUAGGAACUAAUGCCUUUUCAAUGAUGGUACUUUAUUUAGAAAAAUCAGGGACUGAAUUUCAUUUGCUUCCUUCUUCAACUCCAGCUUCAACAAAACAGUUGGUUAAUAAAGAAAUUGAUUUGUUAACUCAACUGAAAAAAGCAGCUGCAAAAACUGGAAAUUCGAAAAAAACAAAACGACUCUUAAGAAAAGAUAUUCAAAGUUAUAGGAUCAUGCAAGACAAAAUGGGUUGA
Molecule: messenger RNA, 1110 nt
Organism: Lottia gigantea (owl limpet)
Lineage: Eukaryota; Metazoa; Mollusca; Gastropoda; Lottiidae
Exons: 2
Coding region: 1-1110 (369 amino acids)
Source: RefSeq, a predicted model, not a curated record